This is a messenger RNA of Callorhinchus milii (elephant shark), 2049 nucleotides long. RefSeq names its product FERM domain containing 3 (gene frmd3). NCBI's taxonomy places the organism in Eukaryota, Metazoa, Chordata, Chondrichthyes, Chimaeriformes, Callorhinchidae. Gene Ontology annotation, cellular component: cytoskeleton. The record is from RefSeq and is a predicted model, not a curated record. Gene Ontology annotation, molecular function: cytoskeletal protein binding. The transcript is spliced from 14 exons. Bases 148 to 2049 code for a protein of 633 amino acids.
AGAGGAGGCACUCGGGCGCUGCUCUGCCGCUGGAGUUUGACGCCUUUGCUCUGUGCAUUCGGUGUAAACGUUAAUGAAGGUGUGAGGCUGUCAGAGGGGGAGAGAGAGCCUCUGGACACCGCCUGACGCAGUCCGGCUCCGGCUCCCAUGUGCUGGGGUUUGCUGUCCCCCCCACACGGUGCCGGGCAGCGGGAGGGAGUGAUAUCCCGCCCUCCCCACCCCUCGGUUUGCUGGAGAGCCGCUGGUGUUGGAUCCCCAGAAGCGCCUCUCCAUUCACCGCAGAGAGGAGGACAAAGAGAGAGGAUGAAAAUGCUCCGCUUUCGCAGUGCAAGUGUCAAGUCGUUGAACCAGGAGAUCAGAUGCACCAUCAGACUGCUGGACGACACCGAGCUGCCCUGUGCCAUCCAGAGAGACACGAAGGGUCAGUUCCUCAUUGAUCAUGUCUGUAACCAUUUCAGCUUGUUGGAGAAGGAUUACUUUGGCAUCAGAUAUGUUGACCCAGUGAAACAACGGCAUUGGCUGGAACCCAACAAGUCAGUGGUGAAGCAAAUGAAAUCUCAGCCUCCGUAUACCAUGUGCUUUAGAGUGAAGUUCUACCCAAGCGAACCCAUGAAAGUCAAGGAAGAAAUCACCAGGUUCCUGUUAUACCUUCAGAUUAAAAGGGACAUUUUCCAUGGACGUCUACUUUGCUCUUUGUCUGAUGCUGCUUACUUGGGAGCAUACACUCUACAAGCUGAGCUAGGCGAUUACAAUCCAGAUGAGCAUCCGGUUGGUUACAUCAACGAAAUCAAGGUGUUUCCCAAACAAACUCAGAAACUGGACAGGAAAAUAGGAGAGAUUCACAAAAAUGAACUGAGUGGUCAGACUGCAGCAGUUGCUGAACUGAACCUGCUGCAGAAAGCUCAUACUUUAGAAACCUAUGGAGUGGAUCCGCAUCCAUGCAAGGAUUCCUCAGGAGCAACGGCUUUCAUAGGAUUCACUGCCGCUGGCUUCGUCGUGUUCCAAGGAAAUAAGCGGAUUCAGCUCCUGAAAUGGCCUGAUGUCACCAAACUGAAAUUUGAUGGGAAAACAUUCUAUGUCCAUGGUAUUCAGAAAGAGAAGAAAAUUGUGCUGACAUAUCAUACAUCAACCCCGGCUGCCUGCAAACAUCUCUGGAAGUGUGGUGUGGAAAAUCAAGCCUUUUACAAAUAUGCGAAAUCCAGUCAGAUCAAGACUGUCUCCAGCAGCAACAUCUUUUUUAAAGGCAAGAGGUUUCGUUUCAGUGGAAGAGUUGCCAAAGAAGUCAUUGAGGCAAGUUCCAAUAUUCAGCGCAGCCCUCCCGAAGUCCACAGAUGCACACUAGCACAGAGCCGAAGUUCGUAUUCUUUAUGCAGGCAGCUGAUAACUGAUGUUGAGAAUCUGGAUUCGCAACUCCCUUCCCCCAGCGAUUCUCAAGAACAUUCUGGUGUGGAUGGUGCCAUGACUUUGAGGGACAAUGAUCAGCUCACGUCUGAGUCUGAGAGAGGGUCACAGAGCGAGGUGCAAGAGGCACGUGAGGCCAAACGUGCAAACGAAGAGAGGAGCAGUGAGGAAACCCUGACCAUAUCAGAACUAGUUUACGAUCCAAGCAUCAGCGUCCUACCUACUCCUGUAGAGGAUGGUGGGAUCGACAUGUUUUUUAACCGUCACCCACAGGGCCCUGAGAGAGAGGAAGCGGACUUCUACGAUGAGUUGGAUGUGGACGAAACCGCGUUCCUGAUUGCAGAGGAGGAAGAACUGAAUGAAGUCAGGCAAGUUCUCACCAAAAGCUAUAAGUUAUUGACUGGCAACAACCAGCUGAAUGCUCUGGCAAAGAGCUUUGCCAAACUCCUCCUGGUGGGUUUGGGCUUAAUGCUGUUCGCUGUCCCUCUCCUGUUGGUUCUGCUGGAAUCCGACAUUGAUGCCUCUUUCCUGAGGGAAAUCCGUCAGACACCAGAGUUUGAACAGUUUCACUCCGAAUACUACUGUCCACUCAGACAAUGGAUAACAUGUAAAAUACACUACAUCCUCGACAAACUGACCGGCUCCUGA